Molecule: messenger RNA, 1216 nt
Organism: Pocillopora verrucosa
Lineage: Eukaryota; Metazoa; Cnidaria; Anthozoa; Scleractinia; Pocilloporidae
Source: RefSeq, a predicted model, not a curated record
AUGGCUUCAACUUCUGGAAGUGAAUUUGUAGUAAAUUCGGCUGCAGAGACUUCUCAAAACGUGGAUUUAGUGUUCGUAGACGAAGAUGAAAUGCCAUUGACUUCUGUAGCUAUAGGCACGGCAUAUUUAGAGCGAGAGUCUGACGAGGAAAUUGACUCAGACUUUUAUCAGACUGACUCUGACGAGGAAAUUGACUCAGACUUUUAUCAGACUGACUCUGAGGCUGAAGAAAGUGACGAAAAUGAAGAAUUACAACAAGCAGGUCCUCCCAGGAAGCGGAGACGUACAGCACAGGGCGAAAACGAUGUUGUGGGCGAUCCUGUUUGGGUAGAAGACAUCAGGACGCAUUCAGACCUGCCUUUCACCCAACCCACGGGGCCUAAAGUUCGAAUGGGAGCGGAUCAAAAAGACCCAGGAAAAGAUGAUGAUCAACCAGAUCUGAGCAUGAUGGAUUUCCGGAUUCUGGUAAUCAGAGGUUUACAUGGUGGAAGGAGCUACAAGAUUACCCCCACAGCUGCUGCACCUCAAAUAUCAAGAUUGAAUCUGUCUUUGGGACACUUCCCAGUCAAAGUUGACAAACGGUGUGCUUUUAAAGUUCACCUGCAGCGAGUGUUGACUUCAUACAAGUGUGGACUGUGUGGAGUCCACAUGUGCCCCAGCCCUUGUUUUGAGAAGUACCACACCCUCCAAGACUAUUUGUAUGAUGACCCUGAAUAUGGAGCAGCAACCCCACGUCUGAAACCUCAGAAUCCUGGCAGGCCUUUUGCAAGAGGAAGACUUAGGCAGAUGAGGCAGUGAACUCUCCUAUAAGUAGCGGAACAUUGACCGUUGGUUGUCAAAAACUGUUCACUUAUUGCUGUUGUUGUGACACACCAUUGCCAACAGCAUACUAACAUUGUAGCACUGGUAUGUCCAACUCCAUGCUUAUAAGAGAUAUUAUUUGGUGUUUCCUUGUUCAAAAAAUUAUGUUUUCUGAUUGUUUAUUCUACAAAUGUAUGUACCCAUAAUUCAUGGGAUUAUGGACAUGACUGUUUCUUUUGAUUGGUUAAUCAUUAACCUGCAGAUAUUUGAAAAACUUGGGGAAGGCAGUUAUGCUCAGAAAGGUUGUUUGGAUCAGUCUGGUAAAAAAUAAUACCUUAUGAGAUUUAAGUUGCUGUUAAAUCCUCAGUUGAUUAAUUUUUGAAAUGAUUUAUAGAAUUAAAAUUUACGAUGAAAA